GGCAACAGUGGGGCGAACGCUGAGGAGCUGACGGCCCUGGCACCGGGUCUGGUAGCGGUGGGCAUGCCUGCGGAAGAUGGAAGGCGCACGAGCUGGAUAGUUUAGUCGCCUUUAACCGGCCUUAAAGUGAAGAUCGGGUCGCCGCCGAUCACCGUGCGCGUGCACAAGACAGAGUCAGAGCCACCGGCUUAUCGCACCAGACCGCGCCGAGAAUGAAAUUCUUCCUUUGCCUGGGAAAACGCAGCAGCAGCAGUAGUAGUAUCGCUUUGUAUCGCAGUCUCGACAAUAAAAGAAAACGGUUAAAUCGUUUAUGGCCGGACGGCAGUAAUACCGGCGGCUGUAGCGCCUGAACGCGGAUCAAAUUUUUGCCGACACUCGCGCGUCGUACCAAGUCACUUGAUCGUUGCAACGAGGGAACAUUUUUAUUCCCUCCUUUUGCAUCGCAGCUUUUGCUAAGUGCCGCGUGAUUCGUCCAGACCGGGCGAUAACCCGAGGACACAUCGACGUAAGCAGAAAUAAUAAAAAGGACUCUCGGCCCGUUCGUAAUCAGUUCGGUUACAAGCGCGAGAUUCAACCUCGCGCCCAAGUGUACUCCACAGUGGAUACUAUUUUCCUUUUGGGUUACAACGCUAAGUGGCCGACAGGCGAGAUGCCGGUGCCAGUUUGGGACUGCCCUGACCUGGGCCUGAUGGACGAGCCUCAGGACACCGCCACCGUGGUGUCCGACGACAUAUGGAAAAAAUUCGACCUGGACUUUCCAGACCCGGAAAUGUAUUAUGAGAGGACCUUCGACGACGGCAUCCUGCCGGACCUGCGCUAUGACAAGAUGACUUGCCUGGCGUCCCGCAAGAUACGCCACCACGACUGCAUGUGGGCGGGCCUGUGCAUCAGCAAAGAACACAACAGGACCCUGCCUGCGCAGAGGAACUCGCAGAUACAGAAGAAGGUGAUGGCCGGUCGAAGUUUGCUAAUACCUCGUCACAUGAGCAGCUCGCUAAACACGCAACAAAUACUGCUGCAACAGUGCCGCACGAAAAGCCUGGAGAGCGACGGCGAUUCCAGUAGGCCGGAAACACCGCUAAGCUCCGACUCCGACACAGAGAGCGAAGACGAAGGUCCGUUCUUCAGACACGAUCAGAUCAACAUACACGAGAAAUUGUCUGAGUGUAUGUCGGCUGCCGCGAUCACGAAGGCGGCGCCGGUGAGCCAGGUCACCGGUCAGCAGAUCAGGCGGCGGAAAGUGGAGGAGGAUAGUCAGUGUCAAGUGCACAGAGAGACGAACAUCAGAAACACCCUCAGUGAUCACUGUUAUCACCUGAAUCAGCCGAUUGGGAAGAACCUCGAAUACCUCGGUGUCCAGACACCCUCCGAUUCCGUAUCAAAAUGUCUGGUCGACGAACCAGGAUGCCGGGGCUUGCGCGUUCGAGAAUUAGGAGGUCGGACGCCGAAAUAUGAGACUGAAGAGGAAGAGAUCGACGUGGUAACGUACGAAAAGCCAGGUAGACCGGCUGCGUUGCCGACGUAUCCGAGCCCGGCCGACCAGCAGCACUUCCAGUUGACAGUAAAGACCGCGUUCAAGGAGAAGCCACCCGGUUCGAGGCCUCGGGGUAGACCGCCGUCGAACCCAGCGCGGAAAAGGGCCGCCCAGUCUGAACCGAAGCCCGUGAAACGCGCCCGCCAGAGGCCUUAUCAAAGGAGAACGAAGGUGAACACCAGAUGCGGAUCGUCGUCGCCGUCGUCGAAAGGCGGAAUGUCCACGACGUCGAGAAGCUCGUCGGACGACGAGCUCGACACCGAGAAGAGGAGCCUGCACAACAAUAUGGAACGGCAGAGGCGGAUAGAGCUGCGCUCCGCGUUCGAGGAGCUGCGCGUCCUCGUACCGGCUGUGGAGACGAAGGAUAAGGCGCCGAAGGUCGCGAUCCUCAGGCAGGCGGCCAUCUACUGUGACGUGCUGACCCACCUCAGCCAGAUCCACAUGAAUGCAGUGUCGGACCUCAGGUGGCAACAGGAAAAGCUUCGCGCGAGACUUAGUCAUCUGAGGAGGAGUCUCGCCAUGACGCGCUGAGGGGGACUCGAGAGAAUCGUGUCCGAUUCGGCACGCGAGAGCAAUUUGAUUCGCUCGGCACGCGCGGGAGUCGAAUACGUCGUUGCGCAACACGACAAAGAAGAUCCCAAGCCGAAGAAUUCCCACUCGACGUGUCGUGACAAGAUUUUCAUCGGAGGAGCACGGAAAGCGGUUUGAACGAAGAGUCCUGUUGAGUGACAAGGAUCUUGAAGAUUGAGGGAGAGAGGCCGUGUUGCUGUUCGUGUUUCACGACUCGAUUAGCGCAGGCGAGAACUGACCGUGGAUGAAAUCUUUUACUGUACGAAAAAGAAGUAUAUAUUUGUAUAUAUGUAUUGGAAGGAUGACGUACCGGAAGAAGAUAAUAGGAAUACUGUUCGCAUAGAAUCGGCACCAAGCGUUAGAGGAGGCCGAUAGGAAAGAACUUCGAAGAGGAUAUUUAUAUGUGUACAUAAUUACGUAUAUUUGUAGAAGAUAUUCUUCGAAUGGCACGACUCUGCGCAUUGGAGAGGAGGGGAAGUUAUCGAAGAUUACUUUUGGGCUUCACAAGGUAUCUAUCAGCGCGACUGACUUUAGUCUAAUUUUUAUUUUCCGUUCGGCAAUUAUUUUCACGGUGAAACGCGGUAAUGAAGAGUCACGGUCGACACUAACGUGAAUUCUAUUUUUUACUAUUCGGAUUCUCGAUCAGUGUCGCUUAUCGCGUGGAUUAUCGGCUACGACCGGUUUCCGUUCAGCUUGGGAAUGCGACGUCGUAUAUACCUAUACAAUACGCUUUAGGAAAAAUGAGGGAACACGGGGAACGAUAUUCGAAGCGGCAGACGAGAUCGAGGAUACGGCCGCGAAACGAAUCGCUGUUUUAUCUUGCAUUUUUUUUUUCAACCGUAACGUUCGUACACGCGUUAUACACACGAUUUCGUCGCGAAUCACGGCUGCAUUUAGAUAAGCGCGAGGCGUACCGAGAGAAAGCCAAAAGGAGAAGGGCGAUUAUUAACAGGUCUCGAGGAGACUCGGCCGCGAUCUCGACGCCGUUUGGGAUUUCGUUUACCGAUGCGAGACCGACUCAAGAGGGGGAAAACGAGCCAGGCUUAUCACUGAUAUGUUGUCCGGCAUUAGCACCACCGGUUGUGUCCGGCUAACUAGCCUCGGAAACGUAUCUCAGUGUACUCGGACUGGUUUCUAGUUGGGUCUGUCCUUUUGGAAAAUGAAAAGUUGAAAAGAUAUACACGCGACAGACAUGGGAACCUACGUGAACUUCUGUUUUUAUCUUUUCUUCUUAAGAUUCGUAUCGAUCACUCGCGUCAAACAGGAAAACUGAAGUAUACAGUGUUUCUGAUAAAUGUCACGAUAAUUACGAGAUUGUCGGAUAAGCUUCAAUUUUUUAUUUAUUACGUUCAGAUUUUGUACGAAACACAAUGACACAAUUUGCAACUAGCAAUACGAGUUAUGUACAGUUCGAAGGACGCAGGUUGUUUUUAAUUUCGCAAAAGUUAUGCGGCAAUCUUAAUGAUAAUCGUGCAAGUCGAAGCCAAGAAUGAUAUAGGAGGGAGUCACGCUUAUUAUUACUAUUCAGAAAUGUUCCUCGCGAUCCUCGCAGUUUCACUAUUUCUAAAUCAAAAGGUCUCGCUGUACCACGGAUCAAGCCCCAAAAUUGAUUGAUCGUAUUCCUCUCAACUUUCUGAUCUUUUAAUCGGUGCCCUGCACACAUGACAGAAGUAAUACAUGAAACAGUACCUAUUAUUAAAUCUCUUCCUUAUUGAAUUCCAUUGUUCUCGCACAUUUUUAAGCACGCUAAUAGCAAUUGUUUACCAAUCGAUUGACGAUCGCUGUGCGAUCUUCACAGAGUGUCAUACCUUUUGAAUCCCAUAAUCUACAUGCCGGCCUCCGCCCCCUGUGUUCUGGGAAUCUCGUAAGUAGGUGAGAGGGAGUGUGACUCACAAAAUGUGUAGGCAGAAAAUAGCCUGCAUGUGGUACACAAGCUUACAGUUGAUGACAAGUGUCCAAUCACCUGAACUUUAAUAAUAUAUAUCUCUCCGCAUAUUUUACUCACAUGAUUUUGCAAACUCACGUGAAAAAAUAAUUUGGGCGAAUCGAAGUUUUUCCUUCUCGUUAUUCUAAUUGAACGCGACUGGUUCGUAUACGCAGCAGAUAUGCAAUUCCAUAUGAUUAACGCCCCCGUGUCCUUUCUUCUUCCUCCUCCGAUCUUUCCCGCGGAGAAACGCUCGAUCGUGAAAGCUUGUGAACAUGCGAUUCCACAAUAACACAUAGGGACACAUUUUUGUAAAACUGUGCAAUAGACAAAUGCUCAAGCAUUAUUUUGUUUGUUAGAAAAUCGGUUAUCAAAAAGAGCGGAGGCAGAGGAUUCCUUUUGUUCAUUCUUUCAAGUGAACAAUUUUAUAUAAUCGAUGAACUUGGAAUUGAUAAGGAAGAGAUCUCACAGGAAGUAGAAAUUCACAUUCUAAUAUAUUCUCCCUUUCUUUAUUUUUUUCUUCAAAAUUUUUCAUUUCGUUCACGGUACAUGUUCGCGAUAGAGUGGACAAGCGAACUGCAGCACGGUUUUAUAAGAGACCAGUUUUUUAGAGCUGCUAGCUUUUAAAUGCAUGUAAAUAAUGUAUAUAUACACGUAUAUUAUAUACAGGAAAAAUAUUAAGAUAUAUACGAAACGCAUAUACGUAACGUACGGGAAAGUACAUUAUUAUAUUAUAUAUAUAUGCAUAUUGCAAACGACAGAGAGAACGCGUAAGUGUGUAAGAAGGAGAGAGAGAGAGAGAGAGAGAAAGAGAGAGAAAGGAGGGUCGAGACGUGCGAACGUGGGAAGGGUUUACGUUAAUGUUAAGAUCGCGCGUUAGUAAAAAGGGAAUAACCGGAAGUCGCAUCACGGGUAGAGGAAAGCGAAUGCGGGGUCCUCGCUAUGAAAGGUGAAAUUAAAUGGGAAGAAAGCGAAACAAUGUGUUCAUUACAUGUGUAGGUAACAGUAUUCGUUUAUAUACAUACUUUUUAUGGGCUAUAUUGAAAGAAAUAGGAAAAUUUAAAAAAAAAAAAAAAGAAACACGUAAGGAGCGAGACAUGGUAGACCGUACAUGAUAUGCGAAGGAAGCGCGUAUACGUGUAAAUUGCAUACGUGGAAAUUUUCUAAAGAGCACACUCUGGCAUUUAAUAAAGUUGUCUGUGAAGGCGCGCGAGCUUUGCGAACGGAUACGCGGGAGAAAAGAAGAAUACGGGGUCUCCCGGCAAAAUGCCGGGGACGAAAAUUAAAGAGGGAUUGAAAACUCGCUAGGCGGUAUGACGGUGGCGGGAGAGGGGUGGUGAGUAGUAGGAGGGAACGAGAAUUGAUCGGGCAACGCAUGAAACGCAAGGACCGCGAAGAGAUCAUCGAGACCCUCUCUGGGAAACGGCGCCGGGCACGUGCAUCCGGAAGUAACGUUCCCGGCGUGUUCGUCAUUCAUUCGGGUAACGUUGUGUAAUUCGCGCGCGCGCACGUUGCAUCAGAUACAAAUAGCGUGCCGCGGAAUAGAGCUGCACACAGUGUGUCUGCAUAUAAGCCUGUAUUAGCAUUUACACGCUGAUCAGUCGCGGUGAUUCAUUUUCAAUUUGCAUUUACUUCCAAGUAUGACAAUUUCCUUGCCCGUUCUAAACAUUUGUGUUUCCGAUUAAUUUGAACAGGUUUCUGUCAGAGGAUUUGUUUAACUUCAAUUAAUGGUUCAUGAAGUAGUCACUAUUGACUGCAGUAAAAAUAUGGGCGCGUACGGAAUACCUUUUGCAGCCACUGUACGUGGUACGGUUAUACGACGCUCGCGGCAAUCGCAUACAGACGCACACGCGCGCCUCGUACACGCAACACGGAUACAGGUUAAUUAAAGACUAAUUGACGAGACGGCAAACCUGAAUCGCAAACCAAGUGCUUCAAAUUUAUAUAGGUACAUGUUAUAAUCGCGGUAAUAAUAAUGCAGUUCGGGAUACGAGUGGAACGCGGGACGAGCAGCGCAUACGAAAGCGAAGGAGAAGAGCGGUUGUCGCGAAAGAAUCAGGGGCCUCGCUUAAAAAUUGAGUCCUUUCGAGACGGCCGGGUCGAAUUUUUAACUCUGCGCCCCCGUACAGACAUCUUUUAAAUAACGUUUUUCGAAACAGACGCAUUCACGUUGUCAAGUCGUUUCUUCCUAUGAAAAUACCGCAGCGACAGUAACGAAUCCAUUUAAGGUAUCAGGGAAACGAACGCGUUUUCAAACAGACAACCGAGACGUUUUUAAUUAGGGAGACUAACGAUUUUCGUCAUAGACUGAGAAACUGUUCGAGGUACGAGCACGAGACAUACACAAAGGCCUUACAAAUCGAACCACGGUAGAGUUUCGACGAGUUCUUCUUACAUUUACUCUGAACGUAGCUAGCACCCGUUCUAUUUUCGACGGACAGAUUUUUUAUACGUUUUAAAACUGCCUGCGAUGCGUCUCGCACGGUCAGUGGAUAAUUGUUACAAGAGAGAAACAAGAAAAAUCUGCCUCGAUUCGAGUUAACUGCAUUAACGUUAAUUAUUCCUAUGAAUAAUAACCGGACGUAUACAUAGAAACACAACAGUAAUAACGAAAUGAAAAGACUAAAAGUUUCAAAAAAUGUACGUACGAAGGAAGUAACACUGUUAACGGGAAAACGACGUUGUUCGCAUACUCAGGAUAAUAAUAAGUGGCGCCUUAAUUUUUAAUCCUUACCGAGAAAAAUUAGCUCGGUCUCAAUGAAUCGACGUACGACAUUUUUACUUGUACAUAAGAGAAAACGUUAACAGAUAAUUAUUACAAAUUUUCUCUUCCCCUCCGCGUUUGAAAUUUCCUCGGAACGAAAGAUCGCGCGUUUCACUGAUUCUUUAUUUAAAAAAUGAAUCAUCGGCCAUGUUCUGCGAAUUCUUCCCGGUCUAACGAAGACAGACGUUCGUUAACUGACACGAAGAGAAGAAACUCGACUACAAAAACUAUAUAUAUUAUUAAUAGUAAUACAUACCUCGCAAUAGAUUUCGCCUUCGUAAGACGGUAGCCUUCUCUCCGCGUUAAAAUAAUCGACGAAUCCUUUCUUUAAAUAUAGUAGCUUUCCACUUUUUCUAUACACUUUCUGCUCGUUCAUCCGACCUGUGAGUUCUCUGUAUCGUGCCAAAUCGAGAGAGAAGGUAAAGUGGGAUAUCGUGGGACGGGAAAGGAAAAAAAGAGGAGUCACAGUUGUGGAUUCAGCCGAGCGUUACGCUUCCUAAAACUGGUUAGGGAAGAGCACUAGAUGUAUUUUUUUUUUUUUUCAUUUGUCCGAAUAGUUAGCUUAGGAAGAGAACGAUUUUUGGGGAGGUCCUCGUCAAAAAUGCAUUUCGCCUCUCUCACUUCGCAUCUUCCUCCAUACCCUUCGCUCUCCAUAUUUCAUUUCUCCCUUCGAUUGACUGGAACACACAUCUCUAGGCCUUCUCUCAACAAAGACAUUUCUGAAGAAAAUUGCUCAGUGAGUAAAUACCGUAAAGCCGUCGGAUCGCGGAACAUUCCGUCCUCCCACCGCAGUUUUCAUUAUUUUUCUUUGUUUCCUUCGAACUCCCCCUGGACAGUCCGCCGCGACGCUUUUUAUCCUGUGAAUUGUCCGGGACGAUCCCUGACUGGAUGCCACUUGCGCGUUCAUUUGAGGCUUCGGGACGGAGAUACAUUUCUCUCCAU
Messenger RNA from Ceratina calcarata, 7734 nucleotides. RefSeq names its product bHLH transcription factor Myc (gene Myc). The coding region runs from base 650 to 2065 and encodes 471 amino acids. NCBI's taxonomy places the organism in Eukaryota, Metazoa, Arthropoda, Insecta, Hymenoptera, Apidae. The transcript has 4 exons. Gene Ontology annotation, biological process: regulation of DNA-templated transcription. The record is from RefSeq and is a predicted model, not a curated record. Gene Ontology annotation, molecular function: DNA-binding transcription factor activity; protein dimerization activity.